AUGACCGGGCCCGCUGUUGAUGCUUUUACCGAACCUUUUGAGAACACGACUACAGCCAUAUUUCCAAUUUUCGCGAUGGAUGCUGUGGAAGACCGGGACUUGAAGCUUCAACGGGCUUCCGGCGACCUGGUGACAGAUUUCUCGGAAUUGCUGCCGUCACUGUUGUGGAGAUUUGAAAAAGGAACCCCUCUCCGCACCCCACGCAGAUGGGCACCAGUCUCCAAGACGGAGAAGCUCGUAACCCUUCUUGAACCUUUCCAAGAAUGGCCUCAACUCUUGGACCCGCAUUUGCAGAAGCUGCUGCCUCCUUUGGUGGAUGCCUUUCUGGCAUAUUUGACCAAGCAUCGCAGUCAGUAUGGCUCUCAAGUAGCGAAGGCCUCUCAAGGCCCAGCUUUGUAUCCUCUUCCGAAAGCAAUCUGUAGGCUGCUUUACACGUUCUGUAAGGUUCGUGGAGCCAAGGUGAUCAGCAGAUUCCUUAACAACGAGCCCAAAUAUCUUGACUCACUGCUGCGAGCUUUCGUAGAGUGGGACAGUGCCUCAUUACCAGAUGUGACAAAUGAGGACUCCUUGGCGUCAAAUUCACAGACUCUACAGUGGGAAGAGCGAUAUGUCAUGUUGGUCUGGCUCUCGCAUCUCCUGCUGGCACCAUUUGAUCUUUCCUCGCUAUCCUCCGAUGAUAUUCCUAUCCCGUACGAAAACUUGGGGCAAAUUGGGACUAUUCCUGACAACACUCCAAUGAUCGCAAAGUCACUGCUGUCUUUGGCCCUUCAUUACAUCCAUGUUCCUGGCAAAGAGCGUGAGGCAGCAACGGCUCUCUUAGCACGACUUACUCUGCGUGGCGACAUGCAAGUCCUCGGGUUUUUGACGCGUCUUACUGAUUGGGCCUUUGCUAUCUUGCAGCCUGCUGAUGACGAGGAACAGCCUUCAGUCUAUUCCUGUAUCGGAGUUCUUUCAUUCAUAGCCCGUCUGGCUGGUUCUGGCCAGUUGGAGGUUUUUGCGCCUUUUCUCAGACGUAUCUUUGAACAAACAAUCUCCGUUUCACAGGGUACCUCAAAUGUUUCAACAAUCAUUAAAACCUCUGCUAUUGCCCGGAAAACUGUGGUCAAAAUUCUUCGCAACUUUACAGUCAUGGCUCUGUCUCUGAGUGAAAGAAAAGAUAGCACUCUCACUGAUGAUCAGCUCUCUACUAUCCUCGAAGAUACCAUUGAUCACUUCCUAGUGGCUCUUUCAGACAAGGAUACGCCUGUGCGCUUUGCUUCAAGUAAAGCACUCAGUUUUGUCACUCUGAAACUGGAUCCAGAAAUGGGAGCGGAGGUCAUCGAGGCCGUUAUUGGCUCACUCGGAGAGAACAUUCUUUACGAAAGAGAAGAUGGCACCCUGAUUACUCCCUAUGAGGCACGUAAUGCGGGCUUACAGUCGCUGGAACGCAACACGAGCGGCGUUGAUGCGCAACAAUGGCAGGGUCUAAUGCUGACUCUAUCCCAUCUGCUAUUUCGCCGUGCACCUCCGACGCAUCAGCUCCCCGAGAUUCUUCAGUCUCUCGUCUCGUGUCUUGAUUUCGAACAAAGAUCAUCCACUGGUAGUUCUGUGGGAACGGGUGUUCGUGAUGCCGCUUGCUUUGGUAUUUGGGCAUUGUCUCGAAAGUACACAACUUCUGAACUACAAGCCAUACAGGCCCAGACUGUGCCCUCGAUUUCUGGGAAAUUCGAAGUGGAUGUCUUGCAAAAGCUGGCUGUGGAACUGGUCUGCUCCGCCUGUGUAGAUCCGUCCGGAAACAUCCGACGAGGUGCAUCUGCUGCUUUGCAGGAAUUGAUUGGCCGUCACCCUAAUAUGAUUACUGAGGGUAUUCAUCUUGUGCAAGUCGUUGACUACCAUGCUGUUGCGCGGCGUUCCCGUGCUAUGAUCGAUGUGGCUAAGUCCACUGCCUCUCUAGACCUGGUGUAUUGGGGUCCGCUUCUGGACGCUCUGAUGAACUGGCGAGGUAUUGGUUCUCCGGAUGCCGAAUCACGGCGGCAUGCAUCACGAUCCAUUGAAUCAUUGAGCAGACAAGAAAAGUUCAAGUCUAUGAACUACGUUCUACAGCGGCUCUUGAGUAAGCUUUCUCGUAUUCCUCGAGGUGAUGUGGAGUCACGACAUGGAUGCUUAUUGUCGAUUGCCACUACCAUUGACGCAUAUACCUGUGAGUGGAAUUCAUCACCAGAGUUGAGAGAUACGCCAGAAGGGAGAGAAGUCUCUUCCCGUGUCGCUAGGUUGUGGGAAAUUUUCGACUCUCCGUACAGCCCUAGUGACAACGAUUUGACCCUUCAAAGCUCUCGCCCUGAGUUAACCGCAGAGGCAUCCUCUUGUCUCAUCUCUGCACUCUGUCGGGCAACCAUUUCAGUUGACAUUGGACGACCAUCGGAGGCAUUGCUUGAUCGCGUUCUCCAUAUUUUAUCAUUGUGUGUUUCACGUGGUGAGGAUAUUUCUAUUCAAACCUCAUCAACCGCACUUUCUCUGUUAUUUCCACUAUUAUCGCCAGCAAAACAAGAUAGCACCGUGCAGGCAUGGUUCUCCCAUCUUCGCGCUUCAUCGAGGCUUCCCAGUGGCCGAGGCCAGGUUUUAGCCCUUGGUGCCGUUUUCAAACAACUCGAGGGCCGAGAAAACCUGCAGCAGGACAUUAUAACAGAAUUGCUCAGGUGCACUGGAAAGGAGGAGUUCAUCGAAAAGCGAGUCCUUGCUGUGAGGUGCUUCGCCACCGGUGUCGUGCCACACACGAUCAAACUCUCACCUUUAACUCAAACCAUUGCCCAGAGUCUGGUUGGGUUCCUCAAUGAUUAUACCACGGACAGGAGAGGAGAUAUCGGGUCCUUAAUUCGGAUCGAGGCGAUUGAAGUAGCAAAAAUACUUCAACCCAAACUUUCAUCAAGCUCACCUAUUGUCUUCGAACUCGCCGGGUGCCUUUGUCGGCUUGCGUGCGAGAAGCUCGACAAGGUCAGACUACAAGCAUCACUUUGCCUGCAGGACUGUUUCUGGGAAAUGGUUGACUUUAAUCCUUUCCACGGGAGAUUUGAGCAUGUCAGCGACGUAUCUUCUCAGGAGUAUUUCUUUCAACUGCUUUCAUCCUGGGGCCAGGAGUGGUUGCGUCUCCCACUUCUGCAAGGCCUAGCUACCUCUGCAGUUGCCGGUGCCGAAGGUCUUGUCCGCGCCUCGCGGGCUGCUUUGAUUCAGUUUCUCAACUCCCACAGUCCACACUCGGAUCCCAAUAUCUUGAUUGAGAUUUUGCAGGUUUUGUCGACUGCCCUGCAGGAUAACCUUCCAGACGACCGUUAUGCCAUCCCUAUAAUUGAGCUCAUUGCAUUCUUGUUGGACAGCUAUCAUGGCUACGCAGUUGCUGAUCCAAAUGGGUCGGACCCCGUUUUCAGGAAGAUCUUCCUCCUCGUCCAGAAGGCCCAUUUCCGAUCAGCAAAUAUCGCUCGCAUGGAGGGGGCAGUCAAGGUUUAUGCCGCAUUGGCGGAAAUUGGAUCGUUGCAAGGGGACGUGUUGAAGAAGCUGACGGCGAUGCUGCUGCAUCCGUUCCCAAGAGUUCGUUCAAGUACGGCAGAGUACCUUUAUAUGAUGACCAACUCUGACACCGUGAAGUAUGAGGAUUGGUCUGCAUCCCCCAGGGAGUUGAAAGAGAAGGUGGACAUAUUAAGGAGCGAUUUGAUACAACAAGGUAGUUUUUAG
Messenger RNA from Penicillium longicatenatum, 3705 nucleotides. Its product is annotated as tubulin-specific chaperone D. NCBI's taxonomy places the organism in Eukaryota, Fungi, Ascomycota, Eurotiomycetes, Eurotiales, Aspergillaceae. The record is from RefSeq and is a predicted model, not a curated record. The transcript has 5 exons. Gene Ontology annotation, molecular function: GTPase activator activity; beta-tubulin binding. Bases 1 to 3705 code for a protein of 1234 amino acids. Gene Ontology annotation, biological process: microtubule cytoskeleton organization; post-chaperonin tubulin folding pathway; tubulin complex assembly.